Messenger RNA from Arachis ipaensis, 1095 nucleotides. Lineage: Eukaryota; Viridiplantae; Streptophyta; Magnoliopsida; Fabales; Fabaceae. The record is from RefSeq and is a predicted model, not a curated record.
CAAUGAGCUCUCUCCUCACAGUGUCCCUCUCUCUGCCUCCCUCACUCUCCGGCGAGUCCUGGUCAGCGCCGUUCUUGUUGGCGCCAUUCUCAUCGGUGCCAUCUUGCCUCCUCGAGUCUUCCUCAUCGUUUGCCCCAUCGCCGUGUUCUUCCUCUGCUCAUUCAACCAUUAUCGCAGAUUGUCGCACCCCUGUCUAGAUCUGCUAUUGCGCGUUGUUCCUUUCUCAGCGCCGCCUCCUGUAGUAACUUCUUCUCCGGUAACAACAGCAGUCUUCUGAUUAAGCAGAUUUUCUCCUUCAGUCAAGAUCGUUGCAUCGCUGUCCAGAUCCACCGUUGCUCAUCGUCCGAAUCCUCUGGUGAAGCUGACAGGUCAGGUUUUAGGUACGCCACUUUCUUCUUGAGGAAUCGAGCAUCGAUUCCAGUGUUCUUUUUUCCUUGCGAAGGAGCUGGUGCAACUAAUGCAUCCUGGUGAUCUUGAAUUACAGGACAAUAAAGACAACACUGCCUUUUGCUUUGUUGCAACAAUUGGGAUUGAGGUUGAAAUUAAAGUGAAAGUCUGUAAAGAUUGUGGAGGUUCUGGUAAAUGUUCAGAGUGCAAUGGAGAAGGAUUCGUGCUCAAGAAACGAUCCGACGAAAGAGCAGAGAGGGCAAGAUCACAAGCGAAGAACAUGGCUACUCGAUUCACAGUAAGCUUCCAAAGAAGUGGAGCUAUUGUACAAAGUGCUCUUCUAGCAGAUCCUGUUCAACCUGUGAUGGAACUGAAAGUGUUGGAGAGAAAUGAUGGUGGAGAACAUUUUCCAUUAUAUGACAUCUGCUUAGGUUUUGAACUCAUAACAAUGAUUGUAAGUGGGGAAGCAAAUGAAAACUUGGAUGAAGUGGUGGCUCUUCCUAAAGACAUUCAUACUGAGUUCAGGUUGCACUUUAGGAGCCAGACAAGGAGGCAUGGAAGAGCCUUAGUUUUCUCAAGGGUUUUUUCCACUUUAUGUAAAUGGAAUUUUUUUCUUUGCUUGUUUUUUUGCAUACGUUUGGGGCCAUUGGCUAUAAAGUCAUUAAUGUACAUUUGAAUUGUGGAUCAUAAAUUUGAUGUAUUUAUGAA